AUGAAAACAAUAGCCAAGAUUUUCAGAUCCCAACAAAUUUCUCUCAACAAAACGACAGUAACUUUCUCGCAUUGUCUCUGUCGUCUUUUUCUUCUGCUACUCCUGCAGUUCCUGCACCAACACUCCCCUCCGUACAAUCAGCUUUUGUACUCGCCCCACCCCACCCACCCCACCCCGCCCCCAUCUCGUCACGGUCCAAUUCGGCGCAAUCGGCGAAAAUUUCGUGAAUCGGGAAAAAGCGACACCAUCCCACCACCUUACUCUUGGGCCACAAAUCAACGAGCAAUUAUUCACAGCCUCAACACCCUUAACUCGAAGCAGAUUUUUACUAUUACUGGAGAUGUUCAAUGCAAGAGGUGUGAACGAAAAUAUGAAAUGGAGUUCGAUUUAAGGGAAAAGUUUGCCCAAGUUGGGGCCUUUAUUGCUCUACACAAGGUGGCCAUGCAUGACCGUGCGCCUGAUAUUUGGAUGAACCCUGUAUUGUCAACCUGCAAGUUUUGUGAACAAGAGAACAGUGUGAAGCCUAUUAUCGCACCCAAAAAAAAAGAGAUUAAUUGGCUUUUCUUGCUUUUGGGUCAGUUUCUUGGGUGUUGUACUCUUGAACAGCUCAAGUAUUUCUGCAAACAUAACAAGAUUCACAGGACUGGUGCUAAGGAUCGUGUUCUUUAUCUCACGUACCUGACCCUUUGCAGACAGCUUGAUUCUACUGGCCCAUUUGAUCGCUAA
Messenger RNA from Nicotiana attenuata, 726 nucleotides. RefSeq lists its product as uncharacterized. The record is from RefSeq and is a predicted model, not a curated record. Bases 1 to 726 code for a protein of 241 amino acids. The transcript has a single exon. NCBI's taxonomy places the organism in Eukaryota, Viridiplantae, Streptophyta, Magnoliopsida, Solanales, Solanaceae.